CUGACUUCUAUUUCCGCAAUGAGAGGAGAACUCGCCGGACUGGUCAUUCUCUUCCUCGUCUUAUCGGCCGUCAACGGCGGUGACGAGUUCACCGGAGACUCGCGAAAGUUAUCCGGGAUCAUCAUCCCCGGCUUCGCGUCAACUCAGCUCAGAGCCUGGUCAAUACUGGACUGCCCUUACUCGCCUCUCGAUUUCAACCCUCUCGAUUUGGUCUGGCUCGACUCCACCAAACUUCUAUCUGCUGUGAAUUGCUGGCUUAAAUGCAUGAUAUUAGACCCUUACAAUCAAACAGAUCACCCCGAGUGCAAGUCUCGUCCCGAUAGUGGCCUCUCUGCUAUAUCCGAGCUUGAUCCCGGCUAUAUAACAGGCCCCCUUUCAUCAGUGUGGAAAGAGUGGGUGAAGUGGUGCAUUGAAUUUGGCGUUGAAGCUAAUGCAAUCAUUGCAGUUCCAUAUGACUGGAGAUUGCAACCUUCAAAACUCGAGGAGAGAGACCUUUACUUUCACAAACUAAAGCUAACUUUUGAAACUGCUCGCAAACACCGUGGUGGACCCUCACUAGUUUUUGCUCAUUCAUUAGGAAACAAUGUUUUCAGAUACUUCUUGGAGUGGCUGAAACUAGAAAUUGCCCCUAAAAUGUAUCAGCAUUGGCUAGAUGAACAUAUUCACGCCUAUUUUGCUGUCGGAUCUCCUCUUCUGGGCGCGACUGAAUCUGUCAAAGCAGCAUUGUCUGGAGUCACAUUUGGUCUUCCUAUCUCGGAGGGAACAGCUCGAUUGAUGUCCAAUUCAUUUGGCUCUUCAUUGUGGAUGCUGCCAUUUUCAAAAUACUGUAAAACAGAUAAUGUAUACUCAUUGCAUUUUUCUGGCAGAAGCAGAAAAGGUAAUCAUGCAUUCCAUUGUGAUGAGCAUGAAUAUCAAGCAAACUACUCCGGGUGGCCAACAAAUAUAAUCAAUAUUGAAAUUCGCCCAAAUAAAGGAGAUGAGGCUUAUCCAUCCUUCGUGGAAAUUGCAGAGUCAGAUUCGUCUGGCAUGGAAUGUGGCUUGCCAACUCAAUUAUCAUUUUCUGCUCGUGAAGUGUCAGAUGGGACUUUAUUCCAAGCAAUAGCAGAUUAUGAUCCCGAUAGCCAAAGGCUCUUACACAUGCUAGAAAACUCAUAUCAUGGCGACCCAGUCCUAAAUCCUUUAACUCCAUGGGAAAGACCACCUCUCAAGAACAUAUUCUGCAUUUAUGGAAUUGAUUUGAAAACUGAGGUUGGUUAUUACCUUGCUCCAAGUGGGAAGCCUUAUCCUGAUAAUUGGAUCAUAACAGAUGUGAUUUACGAGGCUGAGGGCUCUCUAUAUUCCAGGUCGGGUAAUCUUGUUGAAGGGAACCCUGGUGCAACAAGUGGUGAUGAGACGGUACCAUAUCAUUCACUCUCUUGGUGCAAAAAUUGGUUGGGUCCAAAAGUGAACAUUACAAGAGCUCCUCAGUCAGAGCAUGAUGGGUCAGAUGUACAAAUCCAUCUGAACGUAGACCAUCAACACGGUGUAGAUAUCAUUCCCAACAUGACUAGGUCACCUAGGGUGAAGUACAUAACUUAUUAUGAAGAUUCUGAAAGCCUUCCUGGGAGGAGGACGGCAGUCUGGGAGAUUGAUAAAGCGAAUCACAGAAAUAUUGUUAGAUCCCCGGUUUUGAUGCGGGAGUUGUGGCUCGAGAUGUGGCAUGAUAUUCAUCCUGAUAAGAAGUCAGAGUUUGUCACAAAAGAAAAGCGUGGCCCUCUGAGAGAUGACGAUUGCUAUUGGGAUUACGGGAAGGCUCGAUGUGCAUGGGCAGAGCAUUGUGAAUACCGGUAUAUAUUUGGGGAUGUUCACCUGGGACAAAGCUGUAGAUUGAGGAACACUUCUGCAGACCUGUUGCUGCGUUAUGUAUGAUAAUAAACGGCACCAAGUCACCAACACCCUCUCCAUUAUGCGAUGAUGCCUCCCGAUAGAUAUGACGACAGACUUUUGUAAAUGAAAAAGAGAAAUUUUGCUAGUCACGGUAGUAGUAGUAGUAGUAGAUGGAGGAGGCGGGCGAAGAAGACGACAUUGAUUUUGCAGCAUUCAAAUUGUGAUCCCAACUCUUCUGGCUUGGGUAUGUUGGGAAAACUUGUUUUAGUUAACUCCAUUCUGUGCUUGUAAGAGCACACAAAUAGUUAUCCGGAAAUGUGCACAUUGCAGAUUCGAUAACAAAUCAUAUUUCUUGUU
Molecule: messenger RNA, 2223 nt
Organism: Cuscuta campestris
Lineage: Eukaryota; Viridiplantae; Streptophyta; Magnoliopsida; Solanales; Convolvulaceae
Source: the annotation of a GenBank genome assembly